Trichobilharzia szidati is the source of this 1215-nucleotide messenger RNA. The record is from the annotation of a GenBank genome assembly. Lineage: Eukaryota; Metazoa; Platyhelminthes; Trematoda; Strigeidida; Schistosomatidae.
CUUAAUUCAAUGUCAAGGUCAGCUCAAGGGCAGCUGGGUGCAUGAAUAUCGUUCUAGACGUUUAGUUAUUUACAUUGUUCCUUAUUUGGAAUAUAUGAAGGACGGGUAAAAUGACUGGAGUUAGCUUAAUGAAUUCUUGGGUUGAAGUAAACAAUGACUUCAAAAAGACUGCCAACACUACACAGUUGAUGGAUGACGAUCCAGAAAUUUUCGGUACUUUAUCAGCUAUAUUUAUACAACAAAAACUAUUUUUCUCUUUUUGUAGAUGGAUCUAGUCUCUAUUCUCAUUUUUGUAAUGUUUGGCAAAAUUCUCAGACAUCUUUAUCAGAAAUCCCUGUACAGUAUAGAGAUGCUUGCUAUAAAACUGUCCAAAGAUUACCUAAGAUAUUUACAAAACUCUCUCAUCGUAGAGGAUUACCUAAUAUUCGUAGUGUAACAGAAAUGAUCAAUUUGGAAAGAAAUACCUGGAGUCUUAUUUCCAGUAUUUAUUUAGACCGUUUUCAAUCUGAAAUGAAGACUGGAACAACUGAAAGCAGUGAUCUAUCUAAUUUUAAUCAUUCAGAAAAGGAAAUAAUCCGGCUACUGUAUGAAAAGGAUAGUGAACUACGUGAAACACAGAUAUUGAUUGAUUGGCUAGAACUGCUGGUUCGUGAACAAAUUGAAGAAGUCGCCGAAAGAUAUGAAUGCCUUUUUAAUCAGACAACAGCUUGGGAGAACACAGCACACCUACUGGAUUAUCUUCCACAAUCAGAACUUACAAAGCGCCGUUUAGUCAAAGAAUUGCAUCCAGAUGUGGUGACGCUUACUGGCAAUGAGCUAGAUCAAAAAGAUCAAAUCGAUAAUGAUCGUUAUGUGAAUUAUUUAUUUCUAUGCCUUCGUGGUGGAGAUCUUCAUCGUGCUCAACUGUUGUGUACACAACGUCAUGAAUAUUGGCGAGCUAUUUCACUGGAAGGUUGGCGUCCAUUUCAUUAUUCCGGAUUUAUUGAAAGUGAAUCCAAGGAAAUGGAGAAGGCAUUUAAUGAAGAUGAAGAACUCGGUGAAUGUGGACCAUUUUAUAUGCAGUUAACUGUUGAAGGCAAUCCAACAAGAAUUUUGUAUAAAUCUGUAUGUUGGUGGAAUUCUGAAAAUCUUGAAAAUCUAGCUGCUAACCAAAUCAUCGCUUUAUACAACCAACACGAGUAUCGCUCAGUGUUUUCCGUUACCCUUCCUACUUGA